Molecule: messenger RNA, 596 nt
Organism: Venturia canescens
Lineage: Eukaryota; Metazoa; Arthropoda; Insecta; Hymenoptera; Ichneumonidae
Exons: 3
Coding region: 1-354 (117 amino acids)
Source: RefSeq, a predicted model, not a curated record
AUGGCUAAUACAAAAAAAACUCAUCGAAGAGUGGGAGAGAUUACGGCAAGAGAGAGAGAGAAGCUGGAAGAAUGGCAAGCGCGACUCGAUGCUCAGACAGCCCGUAAUCAUCAACAGCCGAAUAAUCCGCCAGAGAUAAUAAGUGAAGGCCAAACAAAUACCAGAAGUAUUGCCGAGGAUAUUACAGCGAUUAUAAGGCCUCGUACGAAUCCGAUACCUCUGUCACGCGUCGCUGAAUGUCUACGAAUCGCUAUCGUGUCCGGUUCAGCAUCAUCGCUCAUGGAACUUUCCGAGCUCUACCAUUCGAGGAGGUGUCCCCGUCGAUUGGUAUUUCAUCGCUAUCCUAAGGACUAAAGAAGGAGAGCAACGGGCCAUCUCUACCUCGAGGUUUACAGCUCUCGCUUUUUGGUCUGUCCCAUGAGUGGUCAAUCCAUCCUGCGGGACUCUUCGGUUACCAACGCGGAUCUCUUCCGUGAACUAUCCACCGUCAUUUCUGGCUUUCCUCGAUUUUAUGCAUCUUCCUCGUUUAUUAGAGGAGUCACAUAAAAGGGGGGGCGUUGUAACCUUCCUUUUGCGCUUUAAAAUUUUCGCGCUGU